Messenger RNA from Pieris brassicae (large cabbage white), 662 nucleotides. RefSeq lists its product as uncharacterized. The coding region runs from base 1 to 555 and encodes 184 amino acids. The record is from RefSeq and is a predicted model, not a curated record. Lineage: Eukaryota; Metazoa; Arthropoda; Insecta; Lepidoptera; Pieridae. The transcript has 5 exons.
AUGAUGGAUUCAGUUCUAUCAACAAUAGAAAAAAUUAAGCUACAGGAACAAGAGCAAGAAAUAAAAUUAAAAGAAAAAAGAGAAUAUGAAACUAAUAUAACAUUACUUCAACGAAGUAUUCGCGAUGCAUUGUCGCUAAAAGACAAACUGCGCGAUGAGGAGAAGGCUUUAAAUGAAAGGAUACUAAAACUGGUGUCGCAGAUAGAGUUAGAGAAAAUAAGAAAUAAAGCUAUUAAGACCGAAAAUUAUAAUAUUUCGAAUGUAUGGAAAAUUCGGUCAUCCUAUUGUGAAGCGGUAACGCAAACUUCAGAUGAAUACGAUGUUUGGGCACUUCUAAUAAAACCAGUCCGCACUGAACCAGUAGUACGAAAUAACACACCAGAAAAAGAGAUACAUUCAAAUGAAGGCAGAUUGCCAACUGCAAUUGAAAGACGGAAGAAUGCUAUAGCAGAGAGAAACCGCUUACUCGCCGAACCAGACACUGGGGGAGAAUUCGUUCGAAUCAAGAAUGCUCUACGGUACCUCGAUGAAAAGGUUUCAAGCCUAAGAAGUUGAUUUAAUAGACAACGGUAGGUAUUAUAAAACGACUGGAAGCAGUGACUCUACUUAUUAACAUACUACCUGUGGCUGACUGUACUUAUUAAAAAAAAUCAAAGUACUGA